CCACGACCAUCUGCCCUCUCUUCCAUCUCGUCCACACACGCAUCCCGCUUCCACGAUGAAGCUCUCCGCCUCUACGAUACUGCCGGCCCUUGCGCAUCUGGCUUCCGCCUCGACCGCACGCAUUCACAUUCACGACCCGCAACAACGAGACGUUCAAUCAAGAGAUGUGUCGCCCGUCGCGGCAAGACUGGUGCUAGCACAGCGGACAGGCGUGGAGGAUUAUCACAAUGCAGACUUGGAGCAAGACGACGUGAUAGAUGCCAUCAACGACUAUGGCCUGCAGACUCCAAUGUUUGCGGACAAGGCAGCGGGCUGUGAGAGGAAGGCCUUCCUAUUAUACGAGGGCGAGGAGCAUAUUGAGGCACUAUCAUCAUACACCUCCUUCGACCUAUCCCCCGCGCCCGCCUCCUCCGCCAUUCGAGGCCUAAUGCUCGACCUCGCGAGACAAUCCGACCCCAAGCAACUGCUGAAGCUCUCCGACGAGAUCCUCCUGGAUCGCCUCCAAUCCAUCCAGUACAUGUCCUCCCCCCUCUUCUUCCUCACCACCUCCUCCUCGCACUUUACCUCCGAGCUCAACCGCCUCGUCAAAGAGAGCUACUGCAUAACGACCCUCACCACCCCUCUCGACACCUCCUCGACCGCAACCUCAAAAUUCCAAUGGGGCACCUACACCCUCCCCAAGCUGAACACCAAACGCUCCGUCCCCGAGAAACUCCUCUCCGAAGCCCACGCCUCUCUGUCCUCUGGCUCCCACCCAGCACUCCACGCCUCCGCCAACCACUCGUCUUCCAACUCGUCUUCCGAACCCCUCCGCGGCAUCCUCCCGGCGUGCUUCACCUCCCUCUCCGCCUGCGAGUCCACAACUCGCAACUGCACCGGUCACGGAACUUGUCGCAAAGCUUACCGUGAUCCUGACCGUGGCUCGAACGGUCUGGACUGCUACUCUUGCUCUUGUGUAGCGACCAAGUCUGCAGAUGGAAAGAAGACGACAACAUGGGCGGGACCGGCGUGUCAGAAGAAGGACGUGAGUGUGGAGUUUUGGUUGAUUGCACUGUUCACCAUUGCGAUGAUGGGGCUGGUGGGAUUUGCAGUAGGAAGCGUUUGGGAGAUGGGCAGUGAGGAGUUGCCGAGCGUGAUUGGAGCGGGUGUGAGUGGGCCGACGGCGAGGAAGUAG
Zymoseptoria tritici IPO323 is the source of this 1174-nucleotide messenger RNA. RefSeq lists its product as uncharacterized. Gene Ontology annotation, cellular component: endoplasmic reticulum. Bases 56 to 1174 code for a protein of 372 amino acids. The record is from RefSeq and is a predicted model, not a curated record. NCBI's taxonomy places the organism in Eukaryota, Fungi, Ascomycota, Dothideomycetes, Mycosphaerellales, Mycosphaerellaceae. The transcript has 2 exons.